Notolabrus celidotus (New Zealand spotty) is the source of this 2727-nucleotide messenger RNA. It is a transcript of the gene sdf4, whose product is annotated as stromal cell derived factor 4. Gene Ontology annotation, biological process: calcium-ion regulated exocytosis. Lineage: Eukaryota; Metazoa; Chordata; Actinopteri; Labriformes; Labridae. Gene Ontology annotation, molecular function: calcium ion binding. The transcript has 7 exons. The coding region runs from base 355 to 1428 and encodes 357 amino acids. The record is from RefSeq and is a predicted model, not a curated record. Gene Ontology annotation, cellular component: endoplasmic reticulum.
GUAAGCUUCCGGAGCUUGUCAGUAGCGUUGAGCCAGGAACCAGUUGGACAGAACCUGAUUCCUGGAUUGAAGUGAGGUUUAUUGGAACAUCGUCAGCGACUUAAAAGCCUUCCCUUGUCGUGCUGUGUUUUUACCCUGAGCCGUCCCACAGCUCACAGUGGGAGUGUUGUGGAGGAGCCACGUGUACAGGAACUGGAUUCUGACAGCUCUCCUCGACUGGAACCAACGCAGGUGUUUUUAUACCAGGGAGACCAGCUAACAGAAGCUAGCUGGUACGUACACUGCAGCUAGCCAACUCUUAUUACCCAAGUGGUUUGAACUUCCACUUAGUGACUUCAUACCUGGCAGGCAAUCAUGGCUGUUUGGAGAACACUCUGGCACAGAAACUGCCUUCCUGUGACCCUGCUUUGCUGUAUCCUGCUCCACACUAUGGAUGUUCGAGCACGGCCAGCCAACAUGUCCGCCGUCAAAGACAAAGUUCCAGCAACCAAGGAUGACAACGAGAUCCUUCCUCCGGACCACCUGAACGGGGUGAAGAUGGAGAUGGAUGGCCACCUCAACAAGGACUUCCACCAGGAGGUGUUCCUGGGUAAAGAGAUGGAGGAGUUCGAUGAAGACUCGGAGCCGCGACGGAACAGGAAGAAGCUUAUUGAGAUUUUCUCAAAAGUCGACUUCAACCGGGACAGGAGUGUAAGCGCCAAAGAGAUGCAGCGCUGGAUUAUGGAGAAGACCGAGGAGCACUUCCAGGAGGCCAUGGUGGAGAACAAGAACAGUUUCCGAGCUGUUGACCCGGACCACGACGGUCAUGUGACGUGGGAUGAAUACCGAGUCAAAUUCCUGGCCAGCAAAGGUUUCAAUGAAAAGGAAAUAGCUGAGAAGAUAAAGAAUAAUGAAGACCUGAAGCUGGAUGAGGAAACUCAGGAAGUUUUAGAAAGCCUGAAGGACCGCUGGUUUCAGGCCGACAACCCUCCGUCUGAUCAGCUGCUGAACGAGGAGGAGUUCCUCUCCUUCCUUCACCCUGAGCACAGCAGAGGCAUGCUCAAAUACAUGGUCAAGGAGAUUGUGCGAGACUUAGACCAGGAUGGUGAUAAGAAACUGACACUGUCAGAGUUCAUCUCUCUUCCCGUGGGCACUGUGGAGAACCAGCAGGCUCAGGACAUCGAUGAUGACUGGGUGAGAGAGAGGAAGAAGGAGUUCGAGGAAGUCAUUGAUGCUGACCGUGACGGCAUCGUUACCAUGGAGGAACUGGAGGAGUACAUGGACCCAAUGAACGAGCACAACGCCUUGAAUGAGGCCAAGCAGAUGAUCGCCGUCGCAGAUGAAAACCAGAAUCAUAACUUGGAGCUGGAUGAGAUCCUCAAAUACAGCGAAUACUUCACGGGAAGCAAGCUCAUGGACUACGCCAGAAAUGUUCACGAGGAGUUCUGAAGAAGUCCCCCCCUACGUCCUACAUGUGCUUCAGGGACAAGCCUGAGAGGGGCAACCCAGUGAUAGGAUGAUCUAGUGUGCAAUCUUGUGUUUAAAAAGCCUAGCCUCAACGGCCUCUUUCACCGCUGACUAAAAUUUACACCCUUCCACCUUUCCCUUUUAGUCCCAGAUCGUCUGCCUGUUCAACAUCAACAUGGUCUGCCUUUGUGUGUGCCACUUAUUGGACUUUAAAAUGUUGGACUUUCCAAGAUUUCAAAGGCACCACGACACCCCUAAAUUUUCUUGUGUUAAAUUGUGAAAUGUGUGUAUAUGAGGAAUAUAAUCAUGCCUACUUGUUCCAGUUGCAGUGGUGAGAGAGACUGCACAUGCUAGGUGAGAUUUUUGUUCUGCAGAAUGUUUUGUAGCUGGUGUUUCUGUAUAGUGUAAAUAUUGUCACAGACUAAGGCCUCCAACAGAGAAGAAUAAAUACAGUGCUGCUGAAAGGAAGAACCCUGAACUGUAAAACAUUCAGCUAUGAACAAAGUUUUAAAUACCACUCAACUCCCUCAAAUUCAAAAGGGGAUUUAGUCACUUGUAGCGUCCGAUUCCAUCAAAGGUUACAUCCGUCCUUUCACUUCAAACAGGGUAUUGACUUUGUAAAAAAACACAAUAUAAUAAUAACAGAAAUAGCUUUUACUUUUACAGUAAUCUCUUUGUAGCAGAUGAUCAUAACUUGGAGUAUAAAUGCUUAAAUGUGGUGAGAGAUUAAUAUAUGAUGCGUUUAUUGUUAUAUUGAAGGAAAAGCACAGGUGUCUCUGAUAACACGAACAGUAAUAAACUUUGAAAUUGGAAGUAGUUUCACUCGUGUCAGCCUGAAACGUUGUCAUUGACUAAAAGCACAUCUAGUUCAUGCUCUUGUAAAAUUGUGGAGAAUAAUUAUUUAUUUGAUGAAGGAAUUUUGAACCAUCUGCAUCUUUCAUCAUCACACAGGUUUGUGCUUAUUUCAGCACUACUGAAAUAAGGAGGCUGACUUUGUUGUGGUGUCUCAGUUCACUCUGUCAUAUUUUGGGUUAAAUUAUUGAAUGCACUGGGUUAAUUUGUAAAAAUCCACCUGUAUCUUGUUGAAAAUGCAUGAACCAACGAUUAUUUUUGUCGACAGUUUCAGAGACCUGUGGUGUGUUUUUGGAUCCUGCUGCAGGCUUCUCUGUCCUCGCCCUGUUUGGAUUGUAAUAUAAGAUUUAUGAUGACAGAAUGUUACACAGCUUUAUAUGAUGUAUUGCAAAUAUACUGCUAAACAAUAAAUAUUUCUUAUAAAUAGUA